This is a messenger RNA of Penaeus vannamei (Pacific white shrimp), 4092 nucleotides long. The record is from RefSeq and is a predicted model, not a curated record. Lineage: Eukaryota; Metazoa; Arthropoda; Malacostraca; Decapoda; Penaeidae.
GACAGUGCCAAACAUGCGCUGGUUUGUGGCUCUUAUUCUCUUCGUCCCCAGUUUUGUGCCAGUGCCUGCUAUCGAGGCAGACCUACAGCACAGUGCCGCUGGAAAGAAAGGUAAAAGACAACAUAACUAGUGAGUGAAAAAAACACAUACGGAAGAGACACAGUACCAGAAUAAAAAUCGUUCUCAGGAAACAAUAAUAACUUGCAAAUCGGAGUCGAAGACCUCUCAAGAUGCCUGACGAAGUAGACGUAGAGGCUCCCAGUGAGAAGAGGGAGCUGAGGGAGCACGACGAGAAACACUGCCGCUGCUACAAGCCCAAGGGGUCUCUCCCGCCCCUUACGCCCGUCGACGACAUAGAGAAGCCGAGUCUACAGAAGUCAACGUAUUACAGCCGCGUCACCAAUAAGUACAGCACCCAAAAAAUAGUCAAAGAAGGGCAGAAGCCUAUCAAGAAGGGCUUCAGGACGCUGAGGGACGAGUGCCUGAAGGCCAAUAAGCUCUAUGAAGAUCCUGAAUUCCCGCCCAACGAAUUUUCCAUCAGUUUUCAGGGCAUCACGAGAAGACAUUAUGAGUGGAAGAGACCGCAUGAGUUUGCCAAGGAUCCCCAUAUGUUUAUUGAAGGAGCUAGCCGUUUCGACAUCCAGCAGGGAGAACUGGGCGACUGCUGGCUCCUGGCUGCCGUGUCCAACCUGACGCAGAACCCUCGCCUCUUCCACGUCGUUGUGCCAAGAGAUCAGGGAUUCACACACAUGUACGCCGGCAUCUUCCACUUCAAGUUCUGGCAGUACGGCCGCUGGGAGGAGGUGGUCAUAGACGACAUGCUGCCCACCUACCACAACCAGCUGGUCUUCAUGCACUCGAAAACGGACAACGAGUUCUGGUGCGCGCUGCUGGAGAAGGCCUAUGCGAAACUGUACGGCGGUUACGAGGCCCUGCGCGGAGGAAACAUCAACGAGAGCAUGGUCGACCUGACGGGGGGCGUCGUCGAGAUGGUAGACCUAAGGAACCCGCCGUCCAACCUCUUCAACGUCAUGAAGAAGGCUUACCGAAGGGCGGCGCUCAUGGGCUGCGCGAUCGAGCCGGACCAUCCCCAGGUGCAGUCGGAGAGCAUCCUGCCAAACGGCCUCAUCGUGCGCCACGCCUACUCCAUCACGCGGGUCACGGAGGUCGACAUCGCCUCCGCUGCCCCCAAGUUACAGGAGCAGAAACUUACGCCUUCCUUGCCCAUGCCUCACCUCCAGGGCGCCAUGGCCAUGGUGAACAAGUCCUUAAUGGGUUUAGCAUCCGUGGCCGGCGUCACAGCCACGCAAACGGACCAGUCCGGCCUUAAAUCAGCCUUGACUUCCCUUACCAAUUGGACCCUGAGUAUGGCUUUCCCUGAGGGCAAAGCGGAACUGGUCCGGCUGCACAACCCCUGGGGAAACGAGACCGAGUGGACGGGGGCGUGGUCUGACAAGUCCCCCGAGUGGGCCACGAUCUCUCCCGAAGAGAAGAAGAGGCUGGGACUCACCUUCGACGACGAUGGCGAGUUCUGGAUGUCGAUUCAGGAUUUCGCGUCCAACUUCACCACCCUGGAGAUCUGUGACGUCACUCCGGAGGUCUUCGAGUACGACAACGACAGCGACGAUGAAAGCAGUAGCGACGAGGACGACGAGGAAGGCCACAGGAAGCAGCAGCAGAAUGUGCAGCGGCGGUGGCAGAGGCUCAUGUUCGAGGGGCGUGGGUGUCGCACCACACGGCCGGCGGCUGCAGGAACUUCAUUCAAACGUUUGCGACUAACCCUCAAUACACGGUCAAGCUCGAAGACCCCGAUGAAGACGACGACGACGACCUGUGCACGAUGGUCGUCUCUCAUGCAGAAGAACGUGAGGCAGCUCAAGAGGUACGGGGCCGACUACCAGCCUAUUGGAUACACGAUUUAUAAGCUUCCUCCAGAGAUGGAACCCGGGGUCAAACUGGACACCGAAUUUUUCAAGUACAAUGCAAGUUACGCCAAAGUUCCCUUCUUCCUUAACUGCCGCGAAGUAACCACGAGGUUCCGCUUCCCCGCUGGAUAUUACGUCAUCGUUCCGUCCACGUUCGAGCCAGAGAUGACCGGCGAAUUCCUUUUACGAAUCUUCACGGAAGCCAAAAGGUUGAAAUCCUCGGCCUCUUUGGUCCCUUCACGUGACUCAAAAGCCGUGACCCGUGUGCUUCGACACCUACCUCAAAUUCAUAAUGAUUUACACCCUCCAGCGAUGAGACAUCCCCAGGUGCAGUCGGAGAGCAUCCUGCCAAACGGCCUCAUCGUGCGCCACGCCUACUCCAUCACGCGGGUCACGGAGGUCGACAUCGCCUCCGCUGCCCCCAAGUUACAGGAGCAGAAACUUACGCCUUCCUUGCCCAUGCCUCACCUCCAGGGCGCCAUGGCCAUGGUGAACAAGUCCUUAAUGGGUUUAGCAUCCGUGGCCGGCGUCACAGCCACGCAAACGGACCAGUCCGGCCUUAAAUCAGCCUUGACUUCCCUUACCAAUUGGACCCUGAGUAUGGCUUUCCCUGAGGGCAAAGCGGAACUGGUCCGGCUGCACAACCCCUGGGGGAACGAGACCGAGUGGACGGGGGCGUGGUCUGACAAGUCCCCCGAGUGGGCCACGAUCUCUCCCGAAGAGAAGAAGAGGCUGGGACUCACCUUCGACGACGAUGGCGAGUUCUGGAUGUCGAUUCAGGAUUUCGCGUCCAACUUCACCACCCUGGAGAUCUGUGACGUCACUCCGGAGGUCUUCGAGUACGACAACGACAGCGACGAUGAAAGCAGUAGCGACGAGGACGACGAGGAAGGCCACAGGAAGCAGCAGCAGAAUGUGCAGCGGCGGUGGCAGAGGCUCAUGUUCGAGGGGGCGUGGGUGUCGCACCACACGGCCGGCGGCUGCAGGAACUUCAUUCAAACGUUUGCGACUAACCCUCAAUACACGGUCAAGCUCGAAGACCCCGAUGAAGACGACGACGACGACCUGUGCACGAUGGUCGUCUCGCUCAUGCAGAAGAACGUGAGGCAGCUCAAGAGGUACGGGGCCGACUACCAGCCUAUUGGAUACACGAUUUAUAAGCUUCCUCCAGAGAUGGAACCCGGGGUCAAACUGGACACCGAAUUUUUCAAGUACAAUGCAAGUUACGCCAAAGUUCCCUUCUUCCUUAACUGCCGCGAAGUAACCACGAGGUUCCGCUUCCCCGCUGGAUAUUACGUCAUCGUUCCGUCCACGUUCGAGCCAGAGAUGACCGGCGAAUUCCUUUUACGAAUCUUCACGGAAGCCAAAAGGUUGAAAUCCUCGGCCUCUUAAAUCACAUAAAAAACAUCAAACCGAUAUCGGGUCACCUGUUUCUUCUGUAUCUCCGAAAUUGAUUGUUAAUAUAAAAAAAGACAAGACAAUACCUCCAAAGCUCAACCCGGAUAUAAACUGUAAUGGUCCAGCGCUACCUUCGAGGGGAAGGCUAGAUCAGUAGCAACUCGAGGUGUUAUGGCGUCUGAUUCUAUUUUCAGAAAAAAACACAUUUUGAUGGUCACAAAAGUUACGGAUGCUUUGUGAAUAUGGUCGAUCAUUUUGGUCUUUUCAGUUUUCAAAAAGGAUGGAAAAUAAUGGUUUGAAUGGUUAUAUUUGCAUUGAACAAUCAUCAAACCGCCAUGACACCUCCUUGAGAUGCUAUUGAUUUAGCCUUCCCCUACCUUCGACGCCGAACGGAAAACAUUGUAACGUUCUCCGUUUGGCCAUCAUAACCUCCAAGACUUGCUUUCAGUGGUCCCUUCACGUGACUCAAAAGCCGUGACCCAUGUGCUUCGACACCUACCUCAAAUUCAUAAUGAUUUACACCCUCCAGCGAUGAGUAAUGUGUUUCGUAUUGUGAAUGAGCGCUGCAGGGUGUUCGCCAUUGUCUUUCAUGAUUAACCUUAGAACGUUUCUAUGUCAAAUGGUGCUCUGAUAUUUGGAUAUUUCCCUUCUUUUAUAAGUCAUUUUAUCAUGUUAUCUGUGCCAAAUCCAAGUUUGGUUCGCCAGAUUGUUUUAAAGAUUGUGCAAUAUGAUUUUUAUGAAAAGUGUUUUCAAUAAAAUGUUUUUAUGA